AUGCUUCCAAACAGACCACAGCACUCAACAACUCAGCAAGUGUAUGCAGUUUACGACCACUCUUAUCAUCAACAUCAUCAGCACCGACCUCCUCAGACAUCGUCUGGGCUUUCCACCUCGUACGUUCAUCGAAACUAUUACGAAAAUCAUGCACCUCCAGUUUCCUCUGCAAACUUUUCCACGCAACUCUACUCUAAUAAUAUUAAUAAUAACAGCACUAGGAAUUCGUCUUAUUCGACUUUUAAUAAUUAUAAUUCCGCACCACAAUCAUAUAAAAAUUAUUACAACCAUAGUAAUAGUACCAAUAACAACAGUUGUAACGCACUAACGACAUUCAGGGAUCAGUCGGUUACUCACCCUUCCAGUUCUCACCGAAAUGACACGUUUCCAGUUAAAGGCAGAUUUAACAAUGAAUAUAAUAAUGCGAGCAGUUUGGAAAGAUACAAGUUACAAAGAAAGCAGCCACUUCAAGUUUCCAAUAUUAGUUUUCAACAGAUUGAUCCAUCGUGGGCAACAAAUAUGUAUUCAUCAUAUAGUUUGCCUUACUAUGGUCAAAAUAGUUACUGUUCAAAUGGGUCUUAUCAAGAUGUUUCAGACAGCAGUGCACAUGACCUUCAAUUCCCACGGCCUGAAAUUAUUCAACAACAAAAUUUUCAGACCUCAGAUAGAAGAAAUUAUAACAAUUCAAUCACAAACAAUAAAAACAAGAUUGAAAAGGUUUUGGGUUGCACUGGUCUAUUCAAUCUAGGAAACACUUGUUACAUGAACAGCAUAUUACAGUGCUUAAGUCACACAAGAGUCUUACUCGACUACUGCCUUAAUCAAAAGUACAAAGAUGACAUGAAGAAAAAUAAAAGCAAGUCUAAAGGAAUUCUCAUCAAAGCUCUGGCUGAUGUUCUGAAGGAGAUGUGGUUGGGAAAGAUGAGCAUUGCUCCAACUGACUUCAGAAAAAAGAUGUUGUCUUCUAUCAAGUGUUUUGAUGGACUGGAUCAGGAAGAUGCACAAGAGUUCUUGAUGUUUUUGUUGCAGGGUCUCAGUGAAGAUGUUUGUAAGGACAACAACAUCAAAAAGGCUUAUUCUGUCAGACUUUUCAUUGCAAAACGAGUUUUACUAUUGAAAUUGGCAGAUAUGUUUAUGGGGCAGCUGAGAAGUGUGUUGACUUGUGACUCUUGCAAAAAUACAUCCAACACCUUCGACCCUAUUCUUGGAUUGUCUCUUUCAAUACCAUCUGUGGGCAGCAAAGACAGAGUUUUGCUAACUGAAUGUCUGAAGCAUUACUUCCGGGAUGAAGUUCUUGUUGGAGAUGAAAGAGCUAAAUGUGAUCACUGCCAAAUGAAAAAAGAUGCUAAAAAAAGUCUUUUCAUCCAGAAGUUUCCUAAAAUUCUUAUAAUUCGUAUGUAUUGGUUAAAUCUGAAGAGAUUUUCCAACAACUGCACCCAGAAGAUCACAAAAUUUGUGGAGUACCCAGUUGAACGUCUGGACUUGAAGGAGUUUACGACAUUCAGUGCUAAUGUGUCAUACAGUUUAUAUGCCGUUGUCCAGCACUUUGGAUUGCUAGGUGAUGGUCAUUAUACAGCUUCCAUUCAAAAUGCUAACAACAACCUCUGGUACUACUACGAUGAUGACCUUAUCCGGCAGAAGAGGGCGCGAAGAAUCUCCGGAGACCCAGUCCAUGAGGUUGUGGUGCAAGGCCCUGUGGAUGGUCUGGCUACUGGCACCCCACUCUAUAGUGUGGCGGUGCAAGGCACUAUAGAUGGAAGGACUACUUGUAGACCAAGGGGUUGGAGGUUUGGUACCUGGAAUGUAGGCACGUUGACAGGAAGAAGUUUGGAAGUGGUGGAGGAGCUGCAGAGGAGAAUGGUUGACGUGGCUGCAUUACAGGAGAUCAGAUGGAAGGGUGAGGGUACAAGGGUGGAGCAACUGCCAGAAAGAAGAAUUGUCAACCAGCAUGCUUACAUCCUCUUCUACAAAUUAGAAUAUGCCGCCGAUGAGGACACUUCUUUGAAAAUGGAUGAAAACAUUUUCAACCUUCAAAACCUCCUUUUUUAG
Messenger RNA from Helobdella robusta, 2049 nucleotides. RefSeq lists its product as hypothetical. NCBI's taxonomy places the organism in Eukaryota, Metazoa, Annelida, Clitellata, Rhynchobdellida, Glossiphoniidae. The record is from RefSeq and is a predicted model, not a curated record. The coding region runs from base 1 to 2049 and encodes 682 amino acids. Gene Ontology annotation, cellular component: cytoplasm. Gene Ontology annotation, molecular function: cysteine-type deubiquitinase activity. Gene Ontology annotation, biological process: protein deubiquitination. The transcript has 12 exons.